UCCCCUGAAGGCAGCAGCACCCGACUCCGUGACGUCACCACGCGUUGCGUCCACUGGACUUCCUGGAGGAGCCGCCGCCGCUAGCUCUGUAGCUAACUGUUUAGCUAGCUCUGUGGCUAGCUCUGUAGCUAGCCCCUCGGUCAUCAGACAUGGACUCAAUCAACAAAGACACGUUUAAUUAACAACGCUAUCACCGCAGUUAGUGAAUCAAAGUCCCUUCGCCAGCGAGUCGGGAGCUAACAGGCUAACAGGCUAACGUCAUGAUGGCGUCCAGCUACAGCGCUAAAGACGAAGAUGGACACAUCACCGUGACCGGGCCCGGCGGCGGAGCCCUGCGGAGCAAGAAGCCGGAAAACACCGCGUUCAAACAGCAGCGACUCCCGGCGUGGCAGCCCAUCCUCACCGCGGGCACCGUGCUGCCGGCCUUCUUCAUCAUCGGACUCAUCUUCAUCCCCAUCGGCAUCGGCCUGUUCGUCACGUCCAACAACAUCAGGGAGUUCGAGAUUGAUUACACAGGAGUGGACGCGUCCAGUCCCUGUUUCAGCUGCUCCCAGAACUUCAGCUGGAACAGCACUCAGCCGUGUACCUGCACGAUCCCCUUCUACCUGGACCAGCCGUACGAGAAUAACGUCUUCAUGUAUUAUGGCCUCUCCAACUUCUACCAAAACCACCGCCGCUACGUCAAGUCCAGAGACGACAGCCAGCUGAACGGACACUUGGGGUCCCUCAAGCAGCCCAGUAAGGAGUGUGAGCCAUACGCUAAACAUGAAAACAAGCCAAUAGCACCGUGUGGGGCCAUCGCCAACAGCAUGUUCAACGACACGUUGGAGCUGUUUUACAACGACCCCAACGGCACAAAGGUUCCGAUUCCUCUCAGAGCGACAGGAAUCGCUUGGUGGACGGACAAACAUGUGAAGUUCGGGAACCCCGGAGACAACCUCAACCUGACGGCGGUUUUCCAAGGAACAACGAAGCCGGUAAACUGGCGCAAGCCCGUGUACGAGCUGGACACCGACCAGCUGAACAACGGCUUCAUCAACGAGGACUUCAUCGUGUGGAUGCGGACCGCCGCUCUGCCGACCUUCCGCAAGCUCUACCGCAUCAUCAACAGGAAGGACAACAUGGUUCCCACUCUGCUCCGAGGAAACUACUCUCUGGAGGUCGUCUAUAAUUAUCCUGUUCGCAGCUUCGAAGGCAGGAAGCGAAUGAUCCUGAGCACCAUCUCCUGGAUGGGAGGAAAGAACCCGUUCCUGGGCAUCGCCUACAUCACCGUGGGCUCCGUCUGCUUCUUCCUGGGCGUCGUUCUGCUCAUCAUCCACCACAAAUACGGGAAUCGCAACAACAGCGCUGACAUCUCCAACUGAGGCCCCCCCCCCCCCACGCAGCUCAUGUGAUCAUGUGACACGUCCAUCCUGGCAAACGUUCAUGUGGUGACCAGAAUAUCAGCAGCUGCAGUCGGCAUCUAGUAACUUUCUUUGUCCACUAUGUUCCAUUUUAAAAAAUGAAAAUAUGUCAACGAGUCACACUAUCUGCUGCUUUUAGAGUAAAAUAUAUAAAAUGGGAUUUCACAUUUAGGUUGGUAAAGACUUGAAUGAAUUCAAGAUUAAAUAAAACAACUUCAUUCGGGAUUAUUUAGGGAUUCGCACGUAAACGGUGGAAAAUAGCUGCAGUACUGUGUCGUGUGUUUAGUUGUUAUUGAAAUGGAGCUUUAACCACCUGAAGAGUUAAACUUCUACAGUUACAAGAGGUCAACAUUCUGGGGGAAAUGCACCUGUUAGAUGGAAGAUGGAUAUUGAACAUGUCUGACUUUCAUGUACUCAGAUUAAUGGUUCUGUUACUUUACUGUGUCGCUCGCCCUCGGCUCAACACGAAACACUGACCGGAACAAAAAGUGAGAUAGUGCAUCUAAAGAUUCAUUGAAAGAUUAUUGGAAACAGAUUUAUGUAUUUGCCGAUUUUCUUUUUUCUGUGAUAUUAAACUCUUUGGAUUUCAGAACAAAGAAGGAUAAUCAGUAAUGAGAAUAUUUAUCUGUUGUCUACAGACGACACAAUAAGAGGAUUUACAUUUAGUAUCUGACUAUUUCAUUCAUUUAGACAUUUUAAAAGUUGAUACUAAUUUUGACUUCUUUUCAGCCAAAGGACAAAUCAAAUGUAAUAUUGUCCCACAAGAAUUAUAUCCUGGCAUCAGAGGGCGUCUUAUUGACCGGUCGCUAUCGUAAUGUAAAUUCAUUUCAAGCCCAAAACGUGUCCUCAAAUCUCAGUGAAAAGAAAUUCUGCCCAUGAACUUUGAGUGUGAAAGUUUUCCGGUAACUUUGCAGACCGUCAGCUCCAUGAAGAGCUUGUUGUUGCUUUCUCCCGAGCUGCAUGCUGGGAUGUGACCAUCGAGCUGCAUGCUGGGAUGUGACCAUCGAGCUGCAUGCUGGGAUGUGACCAUCGAGCUGCAUGCUGGGAUGUGACCAUCGAGCUGCAUGCUGGGAUGUGACCAUCGAGCUGCAUGCUGGGAUGUGACCAUCGAGCUGCAUGCUGGGAUGUGACCAUCGAGCUGCUGGAGCCACUCGUCUUUGUGCCUCGUUUCAUCCGUCGUCCUGCUUCUAAACUAACAUUGAGCCUUUGUCCAGUAAACACGUGCUGAGCGAGCCUCGCCUCGGAGGGAGCUGUUGGGAAUCUGGGAGCUGUACUAAAAUGUUUUCUUGUUUUUUGUAUUUAUUUUAAGAAUGUGAAGAGAUGUUUGCGUUGUGAAGCCAGUACUUGCACGUCAGACCUCAGGGGUUUUGAAUCGAAAGUGAUUUUAAAGUUUGCUGCCUUGAUGCGAGGAACAGAAAAAUGCACAUGAGCACGCUGUCGUUGCUUCAUUCUUCGUCGUUUACACGUAACAAUAAUGCAGCAUGAUGAAAUACAUGUGAUUAAAUGUUUCGGUGUUGUCACUCAACAUUUACACGACAGUCGAGUAGUUUAACAGCUGAAUAUGAACCAAACACAUUAAACCUGUCAAAUAGAAGCUGCAUGUGAACGUGUGCUGAGUAAAGAUGUUUAUUUUGUGAUUCUGAGACGCACUCGAUUUUCUUUUGAUACUUCAUGUGUUGUGUUGUUGCUGUAAAGGAAUAAAUUUGUCAUAUGGAUAAAAA
Hippoglossus stenolepis (Pacific halibut) is the source of this 3124-nucleotide messenger RNA. Its product is annotated as cell cycle control protein 50A. The record is from RefSeq and is a predicted model, not a curated record. Gene Ontology annotation, biological process: phospholipid translocation. Lineage: Eukaryota; Metazoa; Chordata; Actinopteri; Pleuronectiformes; Pleuronectidae. The transcript has 7 exons. The coding region runs from base 261 to 1364 and encodes 367 amino acids. Gene Ontology annotation, cellular component: Golgi apparatus; plasma membrane; endoplasmic reticulum.